Molecule: messenger RNA, 6658 nt
Organism: Tetranychus urticae (two-spotted spider mite)
Lineage: Eukaryota; Metazoa; Arthropoda; Arachnida; Trombidiformes; Tetranychidae
Source: RefSeq, a predicted model, not a curated record
GGCUCUACCUUGAUAUUUAAUUCAGUUUUCAUCAUCGUCAAUUGUCCUAAAAUUACUAUUUAUUUACUAAAUUUCGGUAAUAUACGUGAUUCUUUACUUUAACUCUAUUGCUACUUUCAAUUAUUAUAAUGUUUUCAAUCAAAUGACAUGAAACCUUGUACACAAUGAGAUAUUUCUCUUUUUACAAGGUAAACAACUAGUGGCUUAUAUCUCUGUUUAAAUCAUCUUUUCCUCGCUUUUAUAUUCAAUUUUCUCAUUCGCCUUUAGCUACCACGUCCUCACGAUUCUGACGUUCAUCUUAAUCCUUUGGCCAUCUGAGUAUUAAUAAAUUAUUCCAAUUCAGCGGUUGAUCUAUUCAUCAUGAACGUGUUUGUUUUCCUGUCCUUCUGUGAAUCUCAUAUUUUGAGUUUAUGACAAAUUUCAAUCCAUUUAGAUUAAAGUGCAUAAAUAUUUUACUCCAUCUAUUAUUCCAAUAUGUCUCAACCCACUUUGACCACUAGCAAUGCAUCCGGUAAAAGACUACUUGAUUCACUACAAAUGGAUCUGCGAAACAUCUCCAGUGAAUCUAAAAGGAGACAUCCAACCUUAAAAGAGGCUGCCGAGGCUGGUAUUGUGAAACUGCGAAGUGUAUCCAACAAACAUCCGGAUCUUAGAUUAGCUCUAUUGUCAGAGAGUCCAGAAUUAUUAGAACCAUUUUGCAUGGCUUGUGAAACAAAAAUACCUAAAAUGGUACAGAUAGCUCUAAAUGGUAUUCAACGUUUAAUUACUUAUGAGGCUGUUUCUUCUACUGCCACCGUCCAUUUAAUCAAUUGUCUUUGGAACCUGAUGGAAAAUGAAAUCGAAGAACUAAAAUUGCUACAAACAAUGACUCUUCUUAUCUCUACUAAUGAUAUUGUCCAAGGAGAAACAUUAGCUAAAGGAUUAGCACUUUGUUUUCGACUGCAUUUCACCAAGAAUCAAACUGUCAACAAUACAGCAUCGGCAACAAUCCGACAGUUGGUGUCCUUUGUAUUUGAAAGAGUCCAAACUGAAGAUAAAACAGAAAGUCCAGAUGCGGCCAAAAUAGAAGUCAACUACGAAGAGCUGAAAGUGGGAUCGAAAAAUCCCCCACAGUCCCUCCGUCCUGCUGCAAGAGAUGCAUUUGCAUUAUUUCAAGAUUUAGUGCAAUUAGUCAACGGAGAUCAACCUUUCUGGUUGAUGGGAUUGAUUGAGAUGACUCGUACUUUUGGAUUAGAAUUAUUAGAGUCCAUAUUUUCUAAUUCAUCAGAUAUCUUCUUUCGGCAUGAAGAAUUUAGUUUCUUGUUGAAAGAAAAGGUUUGCCCGCUUGUUAUUAAACUUUUUUCUCCUAAUAUAAAAUAUAAACCGCAUCUUUCAAUGCUACACCAAUUGCACCAACAUCAACAACAGCAACAACAACAACAACAACAAUCUCAACAGGAUGCUCAGCAAAAUAAUUCAAAUUUUUCAGACAAACCAAUGUUCCCUAUUUCUACGAGACUUUUGAGAAUAGUAACUGUUUUGGUGCAAAAUUUUUAUUCACUUUUGAUUACUGAAUGUGAAAUUUUUCUUUCUCUGUUAAUCAAAUUUCUCGAGGCCGAUAAACCCAAUUGGCAACGUGCUCUUGCCUUAGAAGUUAUCCAUAAGAUGAGUCAACAACCUGUCUUAUUAAAAUCAUUUUGCCAGUUUUAUGAUAUGAAACCAAAUAGCUCGAAAAUUUUUCGAGAUAUCAUUAUUGCUCUUGGAGUUUACUGUCAAUCGAUAUUUAUCUCACCACCUAUUACUCCAAGCUUACUUUCAUCCUUAAUAAAUGCUGCUUCAGCAGCAUCUUCAUCAAAUACACCUCCUAAUACUCCAAAUGCCAAUCAGAUAAAUUCAUCUAGUGGAAUUAUAUCUCCUCAACCUGCUUUUCUUCUACGUGGGACUUGGGUGCCAAUCAUUUCCAAUCUUAGCACUGGACAGAAUAAAAGCUAUUUCCUGGAUCAAAUGGAUAAACUUGAAGCUCCUCCAGUACCUGAUGGUUAUGGUUUAACUACAGCUUUACAUUGUUUUUUCGAAAUUGUUCAGAGUAUAUCAAUUAUAAUUGAUGGUCCUAGUCAAAAAAUUGAGAUUAAAGAGAAAGAAAUUACUAAUGAAAAAAACGAUAGCUUCAAACAUAAAUUAGCCAAUGUUAAUAAUUUAGAACCUGAAGUCAGAAAUCUACAUGAAGCAAUAUUAAAUUCUAGUUGGAGUGGAUUGGUGGCUUCUCUUGCUCUUCUACUUGAUGCAUCAACUGACGAGACUGUUACUGAUUCAAUAUUGAAAACCAUGGAAAAAUUGACAGCACUUUAUGGCUUAUACAAUUUAACAACACCUCGAGAUGCUAUUAUCACAGCAAUGUGUAAAACUUCAUUACCCAUUGGAUACAACUUAUCGAUACUUUCCUUCAAGAUUCCCACAGCAUCUGAAGGUUCAUCGCCAGCAUCUCUUACGCCUUCUGCUUCAACGGGAACUUUAGCUUCAAAUUUAGCUGGAUGUCACAGUAGGUCAUCUAGCUUUGAUCUAUCUAACCAUUGGGCCACUAGCAAUAUUAACCUUUUAUCAAACAAUUCAUCAUUGCUUCAACAAACUCAACCUCCACCUAAUUCUUUAUCAUCCAAUCUUUAUCUUCGAGGAACUCCGCAGUCAGAAUCAUCUGAUUUCCGCCAACAGGUGGUAGCCGUUGGAACGCCAUUACCUUCAGCAUCAUCUUCUAAUUCAAGUUCACAGGGACCAGUCAUGUUAACAGCCAAAAAUUUGCAAUGCAUGAAAGCCAUUUUAGCGGUUGCUCAUUCAUAUGGAUUUGUUUUAGGCUCUUCAUGGCACCUCAUCCUAACAACACUACAACACUUAGCAUGGAUACUAGACCUUAAACCAACAACUGGUGGCUCGUUGAAAGUAGGUAAACCAGGAACGGAAGCUGGAGCGUCAACCAGUUCACUGAUAACGACUGCUGCUAUGUCUGAUCUUCCCGUUCUUUCAGCAAUGCUUUCACGGUUAUUCGAAUCUAGUCAUUAUGCUCCUUUGGCAAACUUACUAUCUCGUGUUUUUUACUGUUCGCAAGAACUGGAUGAUGCAGCCUUACUUCAUCUCGUUGAAGCUCUUUGCAAACUUUCAAAUGAAGCAAUGGAAAUGGCUUACAAUAAUCGUGAACCUUCUUUAUUUGCGGUUGCCAAAAUGUUAGAAACAGGCUUAGUUAAUCUCAAACGAUACAAAACUUUCUGGACACCAAUGACUGACCAUCUUCUUAAAGUCUGCCAACAUCCUCAGCUAAAAAUGCGUGAAUGGGGAGCCGAAGCUUUAACAUGUUUAGUUAAAAAUGCUUUGACUUUAAAAAAUCUAGAAAUUGGAGAGAAAUUUAAAUUUCUCAAACCACUUCAAGAUAUGUCUUAUAUAAAUCAUAUUGAUAUGCGUCAAAAACAAUUAGAUUGUGUCAUACAAAUUUUACAAUCAUCAGGAGAUACCAUUUCCGAAGGUUGGCCUCAAAUAUUGGACAUUAUUGGAGCUAUCAAUGAAAAUCAAAGUGAGAGUCUCAUCAGAAUUUCAUUCCAGUGUCUUCAAUUGAUUAUCCGUGAUUUCCUCUCUUCAAUUCCGGCUGUUUGCCUGGUUCUUGUUGUUGAUACUAUUGCUAAAUUUGGUUCACAAACUCAAGAAUUAAAUGUAUCAUUGACUGCUGUCAGUUCACUUUGGGAUACUGCUGAUUAUUUAUUUUCUAACCGUAAAAUGAUCGCUGAAAAUCUCGAAGAUGAGGUCAAUGUAGAUCCUGAUUCUCAAAUACCAGCCUACGAUUGUUUAUGGAUGAGUUUAUUUACCAAACUUGGAGAUUUGUGUACUGAUACUAGACCUUCACUUCGAAAGUCUGCUAGUCAAACCUUAUUUGCCACUUUGAGUACUCACGGUGAAAUUUUAGAUUCACGUUUAUGGUCAUCUGUUCUUUGGAAAGUACUUUUCCCUCUUUUGGAUCGUGUAAGAAAUUCCUCUAACACUGCAAGUAGUGAUAAGAUUACUGAAGUUUCAAAAUCAAUGGGUAUCUCUGGUAUCGGUGUAAAUGGUAACACAGGGUCCAUUUUACUUCAUCAUUCCAGGAAUACAGCUCAAAAACAAUGGUCCGAGACUCAAGUUCUCACUUUAUCUGGUGUUUCUCGUAUUUUUAGCCUUAAAAGAGACCAAUUUGUUUCGACUAUAGAUGAUUUUGAGAAAGCUUGGAUUUUGCUGCUAGAUCAUAUUGAAACUUCUGCUCAAUCCAAAAAUUCUGAAGUCUCAAUUUCAGCAUUAAAGUGUUUCCAAGAUAUUCUUUCAUCAUCUUACAAUAUUUCCACCGGCUCAACUUCCUCUACAAUGCAAUCAGUUAAUAAUUCAAUUAAUGGUGAUACAACUGGCUCCUCUUCAUCAGGACCAUUAUCAACCACAUCGGCAACAACCAAUCCACCAUCUAUUCCACUUGAUUCAUUGAGAUCACAUAAAACUUUAUGGAUAAAAGCAUGGAAGGUUUGGCUCAAUAUUGGUACUCAGUGCUUAAAAUCGUGCUACGAAGAGUCUUGUGACAAUGGAGUUAAAAAUUCGCAUUCACUUUCAAAUGCUUCAACCGUUAAUGUGGCUUCUAUGAAACAAGCAAAAUCAAAUGAACAAAUGUCAUCUCAUCUUCCUUCACAAACUUUUCUUGCUUCUUUAAUUCAAAUUUUCCCUUUCCUUUUACAAUUAAUCAAAGACUCUUUCUCUACUACCGAUUUCACCAACCUUUUCUCCGUCCUUGAGAAAGCUCUCGCUGUGCCAGUUGAUGUGGCCACUCAGGCUUAUAUGAUGUCGUCCGCCACCACGACACUUCAAGAAAUUCAAUCUGGAUCUGUAUCACAAAUACCUGUAACACCUCUUCAAGAAUCUAUUUUAUUUGUUAUGGAAACUUUUCAAAAUGAUAUUGUCGGCAAAGUAUCUCGAGGAGAUUCUUCUAAUUCUUGGGAAUCAUUGCUGCCAUUAUUAAUCAACCAAUAUCUCAAUUUUUCACUCUUUGCCUGUCAUUCCCCAGCUACUUCAAUAGUUACACAGUAUCUUUUAAAUUCAACCAAAAAGUAUACACCAAAUGCUGAUUGGACCAUGGCUAGUCUUGUUCCUUUUGGCGAACGAUGCUUGAGAUCUGCUUUAAUUUUAUAUCAACAUACAGCCUCCUGGAAAUCUGUUAUAAAAGGCAACAUUCUUCAUUCGUUUAUCAAGGCUCUUAAGAUUCCAUUAUCAAUGAAGUAUACUUGCCCUUCUCAAUCUACAUGGAAAUUAGCGCAUCAAACUUUGCUCAACUGUUUGUCUAUUGGUUUGCCAAUCGCUCGACAAUUCAGCUCUGAUUUCGUCAGUUUAUGGGCUGAUUUAGCAUCAACUCUGGAAACAUUUCUCUUUUCUAAUAGUAAACCACCUUUAAAUCAAAGUUUAGAAGAACAACAAUGCGAUGAAAUUUUGGAUGUUAAAGUUGUUGAGUUGAUUCGUGAUAAUAUUCUUCCUCAUGCCGGACAAAUGCCGAAAGAAUUUGUUUUACAAAUUGUUUCAAUAUUAAACAAAGGUUCUAUACACUCGGCUACAAAUGGAUCACCAAUCGAUACAGAAUCAACAAGAAAAUUACGCGAAGAAUUUGCUCGUUGCUGUUUUGAUACUCUGCUGCAAUUUUCUUUUCUUGGUCCAAAAGGAAAUCCUAAUCUCUUUAUCCAAGCUCCCAAUUUAUCAACCCCGGGAUCAGCACUGUCUGCUCCUGUUACCGAUAUUGGUUUAGUUAAUAAACUUGUCGUCACAUCUUUAUUACAACGAUUCCAUGAGGUGGUCAUUAAGUAUGUGGAGGAUGAGAAACUCAGUGGUAAAUGUCCAUUACCUAGACACAGAAUGGCCGAAAUUUCAUUCGUAUUACAAGCUUUGGCCACAUUAACUUCUUCUAUGAAGAAAGCACCUCCUGAUACAGUUGAACAUGGUGUCUGGGAACAAAUGAUUUCUCUUUACCCUCAUUUAGUUGAUUGUACAAUGUCGAAUUGUGCUCAAGUUAAUCGAGCUUUACGAGAAGUAUUACAUGAAUAUAAAGAUCUACUUCAUCCUCCAUCACACAUUAAGCAAAACAACAACCAAAAAAUUUUUAUGAACUCAAGAUUUGAUACAAGAGUUGAUACCUUACGAAAGCUGUAAACAUGGUUUUACCAGAAUCCAGUAUAUCUCUUUUUUUAAUACUAUUGAAGUUGACAGAUAACUAAGUUAUAGCAUCUGAGAAUUAUAUAUUUUACUUAUUGUAUCUCUCAAAUCUAUGUAUUCAUUCCCCUUUUUAGAGGUAAUUUAUGUAAACACCAAAAUCUCACAAUCUCUGUGAAAAUGCAAUAGUAAUUUAUUUUCAAGGCAAUGCAAUUAAGAAUUAGAAGAGUCGUUGAAUUUUUACAAAAAAAAACUGUUUUUAAGCUGAUAAUUUUUUGAUUAUAUGAGCUUGUAUGUUUGAAAUACCAUUAUCUUACUAAAAUCAUGGAACCUCUUCUAAUUUUUAGACGAUUGCGACUUGCCUUGGUUAAAUUAAUAAAUAUACUUGUAUUAAACAACGGGCUUUUUAUUAUCCAAAUGGUAAAUUAUUUAUUUGAUACGCAAUAAAAAUUGUUUGUAAAUUCAUUUCAUUCAGAAUAAAUUGAUACGA